Molecule: messenger RNA, 4541 nt
Organism: Schistocerca serialis cubense
Lineage: Eukaryota; Metazoa; Arthropoda; Insecta; Orthoptera; Acrididae
Product: cytochrome P450 4g15-like
Exons: 7
Coding region: 137-1642 (501 amino acids)
Molecular function (GO): iron ion binding; heme binding; monooxygenase activity
Source: RefSeq, a predicted model, not a curated record
GACGUCGUCGCGACAACUCUUCAUUUAGGCUACACUGGAUGCGCGGUUGCACUCGGUAUAGGUUUGAUUCAGCAAGGCCUUGGGGGACACUUUGCUGCGUGAUCGAUUAUCGACAACCGUCGAUAGCUGCUGGGCCAUGGGGUGGUGGCUGUGGCUGUUGGUGCUCGUGGUGGUGUGGUGCUGCGCCGGCGUGGUGGCGGUGCUGUGGAGGCUGUGGGCCACCAGACCGCUCAUAGACGCUCCGGGGCCACCCACACUGCCCAUCAUCGGGAACAUCCUGCAAUUCCGUGAGCUACCACUGACGGUCCGCAAGCUACGAGACCUCUACGACCAAUACGGAGACUUGACUAGGUUCUACAUCGGUCCAGUGCUGGUGCUGAUGGUGGUGCACCCAGACGAUGUUCAACACAUCAUGCUGACAUCCAAGAUGGUGGACCGCGACCCCUUCUUGUGUUACGCUAUACGGACCUUUCUCGGCGAUGGCUUACUCUCCGUCAAUGGACGCCAGUGGAAGACGCACCGCAAGCUCAUCAACCCAACAUUCCAUUCUGAGCUGCUAGAGGGAUUCCUGGAGGCCUUCCACGAGGGUGGUCUCUACCUGAGCGAGCGUCUUGCCAGGACUGGAGGCGCCACUGUCGAAGUCCACCCACCUGCGGCUGUGGCAGCCCUCCGCGCCAUCUCCAGCACUCUCAUUCGCGUCAACCCUGACGUCAUAUUGCCAGGCCCCAUGCCAGAGGAGGAGGUCUCUACUGCCUUGUGUAACGCCAUGAGUUCCAUCCAGACGAUUAUGAUGAGACCAUGGCUGCAGAGUGAGCUACUGAUGCGGCUGACCUCCACAGGGCGUGGUGUGUUCGACUAUGUGCAAAUACUGCAGGACCAGAUCAUGCAGUGCAUCGCCAUGAGGUCAGCAGCCAUCAAGGAACGAUCUCCAAAGAAACAUCUGAAUCUACUGGAAGCUCUGGUCAAGCCAGGCGGACAGACCAUGUUGCCAGUCAGCGAGGUUCGAGACGAACUCGUGAACGUGGUGACGGCCGGCACCGAGACAGUGGCUGUAUCGAUCUGCUUCGUGCUGGCCUUGCUGGCCCUCCACCCCGAGUGGCAGGACGCAGCCCACAAGGAGCUGAGGGACGUCUUCGGCGAGGGGGAUGACUACUUGCGGGCUGUCAGCCUCGCAGACCUGCACAGUCUCAGGGUGCUAGAGAGCAUCAUCAAGGAGACGCUGCGCAUAUUCCCAACGGUCCCGGUGAUCUCCCGGGUGGCCUCGGAGGACCUCCGGCUGCCCAGAGGGCGGGUGCUGGUGCCUAAGGGCACCGUGCUGCUGUUGGUGCCCAGCCUCACGCAACGCCUGCCACAGUUUCACCCAUACCUUCUGAGGUUCGACCCUUCACGCUUCUUGGACGGCCGCAGAGGGGAGGAGCACGCGUGCAGCUACCUGCCGUUCGGGCUGGGCGCACGCAGUUGCGUGGGCACCCAGUACGCCCGCCUCCAGCUCAAGGUCUUCCUGGCGGAAAUCCUGCGGCGCUUCCGCUUCCUGCCGCACAGCCGCUGGGAGGACCUGGAGGACACCUCAGUAUCCAUCAGCCUUCACACCAUGGAGCCGAUAAGAGUCUCUUGCGUGCCUCUGCACCCAUCUGGUACAUAAGAACAUCUUUACACCAUCUGUGACAUAAUCGCGUGUACAAACAGUGAUUUAAUACUGUAAAAUUCUUUCUUAAUCCAGUCUCUGAUCACAAAUGAAUUCUUUAGACAAUGACCGGUUUCAGCCGGUAGCGUCCACCUUCAGAUCUAAAAUAUACAGGGUCUUACAAAAAGGUACGGCCAAACUUUCAGGAAACAGUCCUCAGACACAAAGAAAGAAUAUAUGUUAUGUGGACAUGUGUCCGGAAACGUUUACUUUCCAUGUUAGAGCUCAUUUUAUUACUUCUCUUCAAAUCACAUUAAUCAUGGAAUGGAAACACACAGCAACAGAACGUACCAGCGUGACUUCAAACACUUUGUUACAGGAAAUGUUCAAAAUGUCCUCCGUUAGCGAGGAUACAUGCAUCCACCCUCCGUCGCAUGGAAUCCCUGAUGUGCUGAUGCAGCCCUGGAGAAUGGCGUAUUGUAUCACAGCCGUCCACAAUACGAGCACGAAGAGUCUCUACAUUUGGUACCGAGGUUGCGAAGACAAGAGCUUUCAAGAGGGUUGAGGUCAGGAGAGCGUGGAGGCCAUGGAAUUGGUCCGCCGGUAACAAUCCAUCGGUCACCGAAUCUGUUGUUGAGAAGCGUACGAACACUUCGACUGAAAUGUGCAGGAGCUCCAUCAUGUAUGAACCGCAUGUUGUGUUGUACUUGUAAAGGCACAUGUUCUAGCAGCACAGAUAGAGUAUCCCGUAUGAAAUCAUGAUAACGUGCUCCAUUGACCGUAGGUGGAAGAACAUGGGGCCCAAUCAAGACAUCACCAACAAUGCCUGCCCAAACGUUCACAGAAAAUCUGUGUUGAUGACGUGAUUGCACAAUUGCGUACAGAUCCUCGUCAGCCCAUACAUGUUGAUUGUGAAAAUUUACAAUUUGAUCACGUUAGAAUGAAGUUUCAUCCGUAAAGAGAACAUUUGCACUGAAAUGAGGAUUGACACAUUGUUGGAUGAACCAUUCGCAGAAGUGUACCCGUGGAGGCCAAUCAGCUGCUGAUAGUGCCUGCACACGCUGUACAUGGUACGGAAACAAUUGGUUCUCCCGUAGCACUCUGCAUACAGUGACGUGGUCAACGUUACCUUGUACAGCAGCAACUUCUCUGACGCUGACAUUAGGGUUAUCGUCAACUGCACGAAGAAUUGCCUCGUCCAUUGCUGGUGUCCUCGUCGAUCUAGGUCUUCCCCAGUUGCGAGUCAUAGGCUGGAAUGUUCCGUGCUCCCUUAGACGCCGAUCAAUUGCUUCGAACGUCUUCCUGUCGGGAGACCUUCGUUCUGGAAAUCUGUCUCGAUACAAACGCACUGCGCCACGGCUAUUGCCCCGUGCUAAUGCAUACAUCAACUGGGCAUCUGCCAAUUCGGCAUUUGUAAACAUUGCACUGACUGCAAAACCACGUUCGUGAUGAACACUAACCUGUUGAUGCUACGUACUGAUGUGCUUGAUGCUAGUACUGUAGAGCAAUGAGUCGCAUGUCAAUACAAGCACCGAAGUCAAAAUUACCUUCCUUCAAUUGGGCCAACUGGCGGUGAAUCGAGGAAGUACAGUACAUACUGACGAACCUAAAAUGAGCUCUAACAUGGAAAUUAAGCGUUUCCGGACACAUGUCCACAUAACAUCUUUUCUUUAUUUGUGUGUGAGGAAUGUUUCCUGAGUGUUUGGCCGUACCUUUUUGUAACACCCUGUAUAAAUAUAAACAUCUAUUGAUCAAUGUGUCUUAACAUAAAACAGCAAUAUGUAUCACAAUAUACUGUCAUACACCAGGGAAAUGUACAGAUAAAAUAUGGUGUAACAUACCUUUUUUUUUUUUACACCAUGUCCUAAAGUGAUACGGCCAUAAUGGCAUCGUCAAAACAAAUAUAAUCAGCAUAGCAUCUCAAAUAGAUUUCAAAUAUGGUGUAGUAUAGGCCACAUCGUCCACAUAGUGAUUUUUGUCAACUAGCUACUGAGGUACAGUAGCAUCCAGAAAUCUGUUUGUUUACACCUUCCCUAGAUGUUGCUACUGUGGGCUUGCUUAUAUGUAAUCAACAUUUACACAAAGUCAUAAUCUGAUAAAAGCACAUGAGAUAAAAUGCAUGUAGCAGACUUAUUAGAACUGAUGACCUUACGAUCGGUGCGCGCCUACAUAAGAUCCUAGCGGCCGACCCAACAGAGGGCGCUGUUCAUUGACCUGUCUUUUUUCACUUCAUAUAUUUUCUUUUAAUAAUUUUACAUAGAGAACUGCAUUGAUUUUUUAAUGUAUCACAAUUGGUUUCUACGAUAGUCAUCAAUUUUAAUAAGUGUGCUACAUGCAUUUUAUCUAAUGUGCUUUUAUCAGAUCAUGUUUUUGUGUAAAUGAUGACUACAUAUAAGCAAGCUCACAGUAACUACAUCUAGGGAGGGUGUAGGCAAACAGGUUUCUGUAUGCUACUGUACCUCAGUAGCUAGUUGGCAAUAAUCACUAUGUGCACGAUGUGGCCUAUUCUACACCAUAUUUUAAAUCUACGUGACGAUGCUAUGCUGAUUACACACAUAUAUAUAUAUAUAUAUAUAUAUAUAUAUGUUUUGACGAUGUUAUUAUGGCCGUUUCACUUUAGGACUUCGCGUAAAAAAGAGGUACGUCACAUCAUAUUUUAUCUGUACAUUUCCUUGUUGUAUGACAGUACAUUGUGAUACAUAUUGCUGUUUUAUGUUAAAAGACUCACUGCUCACUAGGUGUAUAUAUUUAUGUAUUUUAGAUCUGAAGAUGGUCAUUACAAACUGAAACCGGUCACUGUCUAAAGAAUUCAUUUGCGAUCAGAGACUGGAAUAAAAAAGCAGAAUACUCUUUACUGUUCUGGAGUUGGAGGUAAAUAACGAAAUUAUGUUAUUGUUUUGAGUCCGCAAACGUUCAG